AUGUUGGCAGAAAUGGAGACGAUGGCUUAUGUGACUGAAAUCAGGCUGAGUGGAGGUCGCGGAACCUGGAGCGGAGUGGUUCCCUCCACCUGCCCAGAGGUGGACCUUGAGGUCAUCGAGGAGUACCUGCAGGAGCAUUCGCUGGAGGUUCAGCCUGCACACACACCUGCCUCACCUCCAGCCACAAUGGCACAGCAACCGCACACACCCCCCCACCAGCCUACUAGCAUCAUAGAGAAUACCUUUUUAGGUCAGCAUCCUUAUAGGUGGCACUGGAGUCCUCACACUCCAAAUGAGGAAUAUGAAGAGCAAGCCCCACGAACCUGGCCUAGUCCCCCUGACAACCAGUGGGACCACAUUGCAUAUCCCUAUGAGGCACCUGCGUGUAUUGACUCAGACUCCCAGUCCAGCAGCUCCCAGUACCAGGAAUACCAUGAUUCCCCAUCUCCAUCCUCUGAUAGGGGAGGCAGAAAUAACAGGGACUCCUUGCCUCUUGCCCCACUCUCAGGCAAGAGAAAGGAGCGGUUGUUCCAGUUCCUGUUCGAGAUGCUUCAGACGCCAUCAAUGCGAAGCUGCAUCUGGUGGGUGCAAUCAUCUUCUGGCACAUUCCAAUUUUCCUCCCAAAACAAGGAGCGCCUGGCACAGAUGUGGGGCCGCCGAAAGGGUAAUCGCAAGACCAUGACCUACCAGAAGAUGGCACGGGCACUGAGGAAUUACUCCCGCACCGGCGAGAUUCAGAAGGUGAAGAGGAAACUCACUUACCGGUUUGACGAGAAGACAUUGAGAGGCCUACAAGGAGACUCUAAUACAGUGUAG
Scomber japonicus (chub mackerel) is the source of this 816-nucleotide messenger RNA. RefSeq names its product transcription factor Spi-B. Gene Ontology annotation, molecular function: DNA-binding transcription factor activity, RNA polymerase II-specific; sequence-specific DNA binding. The coding region runs from base 1 to 816 and encodes 271 amino acids. The transcript is spliced from 5 exons. Gene Ontology annotation, cellular component: nucleus. NCBI's taxonomy places the organism in Eukaryota, Metazoa, Chordata, Actinopteri, Scombriformes, Scombridae. The record is from RefSeq and is a predicted model, not a curated record. Gene Ontology annotation, biological process: cell differentiation; regulation of transcription by RNA polymerase II.